Molecule: messenger RNA, 1586 nt
Organism: Xyrichtys novacula (pearly razorfish)
Lineage: Eukaryota; Metazoa; Chordata; Actinopteri; Labriformes; Labridae
Source: the annotation of a GenBank genome assembly
AUGGGAAAACAUGGAACUGUUGAGGAUGUGGCAUGUGACUCUUUCUCUCCACGAAGAGGAGACGCUGCAACGCCGAGCAAGGCGGCGAUGGAGGUGCCUUAUAUAUUAUUUGAUGAAACUGCGUGCAGAAAGUGGAGAGGUAAAUCUGUUAUUUUAUCUGCCAUUCAUCAGCUACACAAUAGUUGUGCCAUUGUCACUCCAUGUGUAUCAUGUGAAUUCCCCCUUUAAGUCACAACAGUGCAUGUCAUGGAAAUCUUCAAAAAUAUUAUUUUGUUUACUGACAUCAGCUGAAAAGCCAACAUUGGCUGUUAGUACAAGAGACAUUAACCUGCACAAUUCACAAUCAUUGCAAGCGACAUCCAUGCCAUUUGUUCCUGACGCAGACCGGACCCCUGAACUGCAGGUUGAACACAGGGGUCCCAGUCCUCCAGCGGUUUUUCACCGGCGCUGACACAAGGGAGGACUUCAGGCUGAGCAGAGAGUCCCUGGCAGUGCUGCUGGACCUCCUCUAUCAGGAGCGGAGGCAUGGAUGGGGCGCCACAAUAGAGACUCUGGUUCUCCUUUUUUGGCUGGCCAGUGGGGCAUCAUACCGGGUGGUCUCAAGGGUGUUUGGGAUGCCCCCCUCCACUGUCCACUGCAUCGUCCACCGAGUUACGGAGGAGGUAGUGGCCAUUCGUCACAGGGUCAUCUACCUCCCGAGCUCCGCUGACGACCUCGCAGCCGUAACUCGGGGGUUUGCAAGGUUGGCUAGGCACCGUGCUAUUCUCAAAGCCGGUGCAAUCGACGGCUGCCAUGUACGAAUUAAGCCAUCAAGCGGUCCUGAUGGUCACUGCUACAUAAACAGGAAACUGUUUGCAUCAAUUAUAAUGCAAGCAGUCUGUGACCAUCAGGGCCUCUUUAUUGACACUUACGUGGGCUGGCCGGGGUCUGUGCAUGACGCUAGGGUACUCCGGCACAGCCCACUGUACAGGAAGAAUGUCUAUCCUCCUCCAGGGUAUUUCAUUCUCGCAGACAGCGGGUACCCAUGCCUCCAGCACCCACUCCCCCUCAUCACUCCCUACAAGCUGCCGGUGCGAGGUGUGGCGGCCCAGCGCUUUAACGGGCAUCAUGCCAGGGCACGCUCUGUUAUUGAGCGUGCCUUUGGCAUGAUGAAGACCCGCUUCCAUGCCAUCUUUAUAAAAGCGCUGGAGAUCCGCCACACCUUCGUGCCACAGGUACAUCAUCACUGCACACAAUAUUUUUGUUAUACUUGAGUAUAUAUUAAUUAAUUAAAUAAAAAUAUAAAAACUUAUUAUAUAUUAUUAUACUUAUAUUGUUAUACUUUUUUAUUUAUUAAAGGUCUAUAUACUUUAUGUUCUUAUAAACAUUCCUCUUAAAUUCAGGUCAUCACCCCUUGUGACGUCCUGCAUAACAUCUGCCUGGGUGCCGGUGACACCAUGGCACCAGAAGAGGAUGUGCGCGAUGGUAUGCCGGGGGAUGAGGUGGAGGACAGGCUCGAGGCAGUCAGUGGUGCCCGCUGGCAGGACAGAUUGUCUGCAGAGGUGUCGGCCCUGGAGGAGGUAGACCACGACCAUGACGACCUGUAG